AUGCUGACCAAGGAGCUUGACGAUAUCAUAAAUGUGUUUCAAUCCUGCCUUACGAAGAAACACCACUCGACGCGAGCACCGAGGUAUUUCGACGCAACCUUGGAUCAGCGCGACCGCGUUUCCCGGGCGUUUCUUCAAGCUGGCGAUAGGGAGUGGUUUCUGUACCAGCUCGUCACCCUGGAACACAUCCCGAUUGCUGAAAAGCUAGACGAAUUACCGGACGAAGAGCUGUUGCUGGUUGUCGCGCAAAUAAGGAACAUUCACGAGCAUCCCACGAUCAUUGCACUCCGGCGGCACGUACUUGAGGCAUCGUAUCGAGCCGGCGAUCGCCAAAAGCGACUACGAGCAACCCGUGGUUGCAUAACCGACGUUAACGCCUCGACCUCGAAGCGCCUCCGGCACUGCUCGCCGCAGCGAACGACCCCUAUACAACUCAGCACAGUUGAGAGCGAAAACUUCAGCGCCUUAUCUGCUGUUCCGAUGCCGUUCGAGGCUGGCCAAGAUGUGACAAACCUUUCACAAAGCGGUAAUCCGGCCAGACCUGAUUAUGAGAGCCCCGAAGCUCGAAACCUACCCUUCAUGUUCUCACAUUACCUAUGUGAUGCGAUAUUGAAGACAGGUAGUAAGGCGUCCAUACGGCUAUUCUUCCCUUCCGAUCCGAAACUCAGCCACAUGGUGAUCGAAAUCAUGGCACGAGAAGCAGCGCGCAUUGCCGAGAAGCUGUUCCGCGUCCACAUUAGGGAAGAGGAUAACAAGCGAACGAUCGUCAUGGAACAUGGCCCAAUCAUCGAAAUCAUUGGCCACACUCGUCUGAAAAGGGUCGAUACUCGUGCCGUAAAACAGAUGAUGGGGGAUAGAAUAUAUUCAGGAAUUCAAAAUAGCCAACAACGUGAAAAAGAGCUUAUGGAGGGGAAAAUGUUCUCGGAUUGCCUAUCCAUGAUGGUUGGAGAAUCUGCCGCAAGCAGCUGUCAUUUGACCAUUCAAAUGGAUGCGCUUGCAUUAUCCAGAAUUCAUGUUGAUCUAUGGUCAACUCCAAACGCCGAAUUACCAGCUACAGCAACUUGA
This is a messenger RNA of Colletotrichum tamarilloi, 1065 nucleotides long. RefSeq lists its product as uncharacterized. Bases 1 to 1065 code for a protein of 354 amino acids. NCBI's taxonomy places the organism in Eukaryota, Fungi, Ascomycota, Sordariomycetes, Glomerellales, Glomerellaceae. The record is from RefSeq and is a predicted model, not a curated record. The transcript is spliced from 2 exons.